This is a messenger RNA of Microcebus murinus (gray mouse lemur), 2273 nucleotides long. RefSeq names its product TNF alpha induced protein 2 (gene TNFAIP2). Gene Ontology annotation, biological process: exocyst localization; exocytosis. The record is from RefSeq and is a predicted model, not a curated record. NCBI's taxonomy places the organism in Eukaryota, Metazoa, Chordata, Mammalia, Primates, Cheirogaleidae. Gene Ontology annotation, molecular function: SNARE binding. Gene Ontology annotation, cellular component: exocyst.
GACCCGCCCUCACUCCCUCCCGCUGGGCUGCCGGACACGGACGCCGGGACAAGCCCCCGCCACACCGGCCUUGGCCUCCGCCCGCGGGUUUUCCGCGGUUGCGGCGGGCGGGGCGGGGGCGGAGCCUGCGACUAUUUGAGGCGGCGCCGAGCGGGCCGGGACAGCGGCGGCCGGCGGACACAGCCUGAGCCAGGGUGAUGCUGAAGAUGAUGACAUUCUUCCAAGGCCUUCCAGGCCAGCAGCCUGUGCCAGGGACCCUCGACUUACCCAGAAGCCCCAAAAAGUUGCCCUCCACGUCAGAGGCGGAGUCAGAGGCCUCCUCUGAGGACCUGGUGCCGUCCCUGGGGGCUGGGGUAGCCCCAGGCAAGGAGGAGGAAAAGGCUUUGAAGAAGAAGAAGAAGAAGCCAAAAGGACUGGCCAACAUGUUCAGCGUCUUCACCAAGGGGAAGAAGAAGAAGGGCCAGCGGGGCCCAGCAGAGCCAGAGGGCGACCCUGAGCCCAGGCCCGGGCUGGACGGCCCACUGCCCACAGUGGAGGAGCUCAAGGCGGCCCUGGAGCAUGGGCGACUGGAGGCGGCGCGGCCGCUGCUGGCGCUGGAGCGGGAGCUGCAGGCGGCGGCGGCGGCCGGCGGCGCGGGCGAGGAGGAGCUGGUGCGUCGCCAGAGCAAGGUGGAGGCGCUGUACGCGCUGCUGCGCGACCAGGCGCUCGGCGUGCUGCGCCGGCCGCUGGAGGUGGCACCCGAGCGGCUGCGCCAGGCGCUGGCCGUGGUGGCCGAGCAGGAGCGCGAGGACCGCCGGGCGGCGGCGGGGCCGGGGACCUCGGCGCUGGCGACCACGCGCCCGCGGCGCUGGCUGCAGCUGUGGCGGCGCGGCGUGGCCGAGGCGGCCGAGGAGCGCAUGAGCCGGCGGCCGGCCGCGGGCGCCGAGGGCCGCUCCGAGGCGGAGAUCGUCUUCCUGCACAUGGGUCGCACCAUGAAGGAGGACCUGGAGGCCGUGGUGGAGAGGCUGAAGCCGCUGUUUCCCCCCGAAUUCGGCGUGGUGGCCGCCUACGCCCAGAGCUACCACGAGCACUUCGCGGCCCAGCUGGCCGCCAUGGUGCAGUUCGAGCUGUGCGAGCGCGACACCUACAUGCUGCUGGUCUGGGCGCAGAACCUCUACCCCAAUGACAUCAUCAACAGCCCCAAGCUGGCCGGUGAGCUGCAGAGUGUUGGGCUUGGGAGCCUCCUGCCCCCGAAGCAGAUCCGGCUGCUGGAGGCCACGUUCCUGUCCAACGAGGCGGCCAAUGUGAAGGAGCUGAUGGCCCGUGCCCUGGAGCUGGAGUCCCAGCAUUGGGCCCAGAAUGCAGCGCCCCAGAGGUUGGAUGGCCACUGCCACAGUGAGCUGGCCAUCGACAUUCUGCAGAUCGUCUCCCAGGCCCAUGCCAAGGCGGAGAGCAUCACCCCCGACUUGGGCUCGCAGAUCAAGCAAGUGCUGCUGGUGGAGCUGGCCGCGCUCCUGCGGAGCUACCAGCGCACCUUUGACGAAUUUCUGGAGAGAUGCAAAAAGCUGAGUAAUUACAGGGCCAAUGUCAUGGCCAACAUCAACAACUGCCUGUCCUUCCGGACGUCCAUGGAGCAGAAGUGGCAGGUACCCCAGGACCCCCUGAGCCUCCUGCUGGGCCCCCUGAGUGAGCUCAAGCGUCACGGCUUCGACUCCCUGCUCCAGAGCCUGUUUGAGGACCUGAAGCCGCUGUUCAAGAAGUUCACGCAGACCUACUGGGCAAGCCCCGAGGAGACCCUGGAGAAAAUCAUUGCCACCGUGGGCAGGAGGCUGCCUGAGUUCUCAGAACUGCAGGACUGUUUCCGGGAGGAGCUCAUGGAGAGCAUGCACCUGCACCUGGUGAAGGAAUACAUCAUCCGCCUCAGCAAGCGCUGCCUGGUCCUCAAGACGGCCGAGCAGCAGCAGCAGCUGGCAAGGCACAUCCUGGCCAACGCCAAUGUCAUCCAGCACUUCUGCACCCAGAACGGCUCCGCUGCGACCUGGCUGCACCCUGCCCUCCCCACGCUUGCCGAGAUCAUUCGCCUGCAAGACCCCAGCGCUAUCAAGAUUGAGGUGGCCACUUAUGCCACCUGCUACCCCGACUUCAGCAAAAGCCACCUGAGUGCCAUCCUGGCCAUCAAGGGGAACCUCUCCACCAGCGAAGUCAAAAGCAUCCGGAGCAUCCUGGAUGUCAGCACAGAGGUGCAGGAGCCCUCCAGGUCCCUAUAUUCCCUUAUAAAGGUUGGUUAGCUUUUC